This is a messenger RNA of Gloeophyllum trabeum ATCC 11539, 351 nucleotides long. RefSeq lists its product as uncharacterized. Lineage: Eukaryota; Fungi; Basidiomycota; Agaricomycetes; Gloeophyllales; Gloeophyllaceae. Bases 1 to 351 code for a protein of 116 amino acids. The transcript has a single exon. The record is from RefSeq and is a predicted model, not a curated record.
AUGGGCCCUUAUCAGAUCGAGGAAGACUUCGGUAACAACUCGUACAGAGUUGUGCUUCCCCCGAAUCUGAAGUCCUGGGGGAUUCACAACAUGUUCCCCUCGUCCCUACUUCGAAUCUACGAGCCCAAUGAUGACUGGCUCUUUCCGGGCAGGACAGAUGAACAUGUCCUAAUAACGGAUGAACAGGCGCCACGGGAUCUUGGAUGGGAGAUCAAUCGCGUGCUAUGCCAUAAAGGGAAGGGGCAGGAUUCUGCCUUUGAAGUGGAAUGGAAGACUGGAGAUAAGACUUGGCUGCUUUGUCGGGACUUGAUAUGUCGGCACCCGCUCGUGUCUCUGACUUCCCACAUAUGA